AUGCCUCAGAAGCAGCGACCUCGUUGGGAACGCAAACAGCAAUCGUAUGCGAAUGUCGAGAUCGGGAACUUAAUUCCUUGCCUGGUCUGCAACGUCAAAUGCUUCAAAGCAAGAUACUCCCAGAACCAGCUGGCCAAAUAUCAAGAAGCCCUUGCGAAGGAGCUCCACGGCGGGCCCAAGGCCAAGCUCCCCCGCUGCAGGAACUGCACACCAGAGUCCACGGCCGAAUUGUUCUGCACUGGCUGUCGAUUGACCAAGGACUUGAGCUUCUUCUCCAAGCAGCAGCGAAAGAAACCGGAUGAAGCGGAGCUUGAGGAUCGUGUGCCUUCCCUCGACGCCGCCUUGGAGGAAGAACGCAUCAGAGACGAUGAAAUCCGCAGCAGGCACAUGUCAGGCUCUGUGAUCUCGGGCAUUGCUGGUUCCGUUGCCGGCUCCCAAUCUCAAUCGCAAGCACAGUCAGCUAGUUCCAGUGGAAUCUUCAUGCCUGACGACCGAGACUCUGCCUGGGGAGGUAACCGAGCAUCUGACCGUCCUACGUCGCCCACCAGCACUGAGCUUUCCAGCUCCCGCAGCGCUACCAGCUACACCACUUCCGUCGGUUCCAAUUCAGUUUCCAAGAACAGCUUCGCCAAAUCACCUGCAUACUACGCACCAGCAAAAGCACGAGUCAUGUACCAGCUUGAACGCGAGGAGAGGCAGAAGCAGGAAGCUCAGAUGGGCAAUAGAUAUGAUGAUUCUGAUGAUGAUGACGAAUGGGAAAUGUGA
This is a messenger RNA of Fonsecaea monophora, 765 nucleotides long. RefSeq lists its product as hypothetical. Lineage: Eukaryota; Fungi; Ascomycota; Eurotiomycetes; Chaetothyriales; Herpotrichiellaceae. The record is from RefSeq and is a predicted model, not a curated record. The transcript is spliced from 4 exons. The coding region runs from base 1 to 765 and encodes 254 amino acids.